Molecule: messenger RNA, 2021 nt
Organism: Pocillopora damicornis (cauliflower coral)
Lineage: Eukaryota; Metazoa; Cnidaria; Anthozoa; Scleractinia; Pocilloporidae
Cellular component (GO): membrane
Source: RefSeq, a predicted model, not a curated record
AAGCUAAUUUGACCUCAAAGCCUUCGGCGCUCACAGAUUCGCGUUAAGAUUAGUGAAGGUGUUCAUCAGUCACCCUUGAUAAUUUCCCAAGUUUUCAGGCUCAAUAAAGUUGUUUGGUUACUUUUGAUUUAACAUGGAACCUAACACACCCAAUGACAAUGGUUUGGCACCACCUCCCUAUGCACCACCCCCGUACUCAGGAGAUGCAUCAGCUCAACCCCAGUACCCUCCCCCUGGCCAGGGGUAUGGUUGGCAACAGCCACCACCACCCACAGCAUACCCAGGCCCUCCACAGCCAUAUGCAGGUGUCCCACCUGAAAAAACAGGACACCAAACACAGCCCCCUAGCUACCAUGCACAGCUUCCACCUGGACAGCCUGGUUACUACCCAAGUUAUCAACAAGGUUAUGUUCCUCCUAUAACAACUCAACAAACAAACUCUGUCACUGUUGUGCAAGGGGGCAUUGGACCCAGUGUUAUUUUGGCACCGCAGCUAGCACCCCCUGAUUACUGUUUCUUGGCCUGGUUUGCAUGUCUCUUCUGUUUUUGCCCAACUGGAAUUUGUGCCAUAUUGAAAUCCAAUGAGACACGUGAUGCCAUUUUUCGAGGAGACUUUGCUACAGCCAAUAUGUCGAGCAUGGAGGCCAGGAAGUUGGCAAACUUGUCAAUUGGCAUAGGAAUUACUCUCUUUGUUGUGGGCUUGAUUGUUCGCUUCGUAGCCCUCACUGCUACCUCGUAAACAUGAGGACAUGACAUCUUUUAUAUCUUAUCCAAAGAGAAGUUAACUUUGGUUGUAUGGAGAAUUUUUUAGACCCUAGGUGCCAAAAAAAAUUAGGUUUGAAAGAAUUUAGAAACAACUAAUUCUAGACCCUCAGGUCAUGAUUAGGUUGUAAAUCAAUAAUCACUUUAAACAUUCAAAUUGUUAGCUUUUUAAAGUGUACUUGGUGGUUUUCACAAAUCUAUUUUUGUCAACUUUAGGUUGAUAAUGGAGGUAGUCUGCCAGCUUUUUUAUUAUGGUAGAGUAAACAUAUAUUGAUUAUUAUGUAUUUGCUGAUUGAUUCCAUCAUUGUGCAGGCACUCACUUAUAGCUCAUUAUAUAAGUUGGUCAGGCAAUGAAAGGAUGUGGUAGCUGGGUGAUACAUUCAUAUCUCAGCCCAAGGCUUCAAGCUGCUACCAAUAUGGUCUCCAGGCUGAGAAAACAAUUCGAUGGCUAAAUUUGCAACAAAAUUGCCAAUUUGGUGACUUAUGUUUGGCAUCCAUGUAACUUAUGGUCUUUAGUUAGAGAUAAACAUUUACACAGAAAACUGAGUAAUCCUGUUUUUUUUUUUCUUCAUUUCUUCUUUCUGCCUUUGAAAAUUUCUUUAUCUGGUGAAAACAUUAUGAUUUCUGGUCACCAAUUGGUUAAUUUGAAAGUCGUGAAGCAUGGAGCCCUGCACCACCACUGAAGGUUGUCACCAUAAAGUAAUGUAAUUACUUAAAAUACGCCAGCUGCUCUGUCUUUUUCAUAAGGGAUGAAGGAUUUAGAUAUUGGUACUUUGAGUAACUCUCUUUGUUGUCAUGAUUUACUGCUGGUAAUAGGGAGGUGGUCUCUCUAAGUGGCCAUGCCAGGCAAGGAUGAUUUUUGAGAAUUUUAAAUGAUUGCCUGAUUUUUAACCAAUGCCUUAAGGUUUGGAGCCAAGAAUUCUGUUACGUUUAGAAGGGAAAACACUAACAAACAAAGUUACUUUCACUUGCUCGCUGCUAUGUUGAAUGAAAAGUUAUAAGCUAUCAUACAUAAGCUGUCAUACAGUAAUAGUGAACAAGUGAAGAUCAAAGGUCUUGUGUAUGCUGAUUCUCCCAAAGCUAUUUAGUCCUGGUGCUGAACAAUCAACUUAAGCAAUUUUUUUAAAUUUAUUUUUGAAUUGAAACAACGCAGUUGGAGUAUUAUUAUCAUAUGAAUGUUGUUUAGAGUAUAUUGUCCUUUAGAGGCAACAAUAGUUCACAGAUUCUUUAGCUAUUAAAUAUACUUUCUCCAGAAAAAA